GCGACUGAGGACGCACCAGGUGGAGACAGCAACUGCAUUACGCACCAAGAAUAUAUAGAACAGUACACUCUAACUUCAGACAUAUUGACAAAAUGUAUCGUAAAAAGUAUCUUCACUUACAUUGUAUCGAAAAACAAUGAGGAACAUUGUAACGAAUUGAGAUACAAUAUUGUGUGAUGGCUGUAUUCAAGAGACUCAAGAGACUUUGAAACAAAUUAUGCUUUUGUUAUCUGAAUAGGCAAAAACGUCUGCCAGCUACUGUCAAACGACCCAUGAAGACAUAUGAAGGCAUUUGUGCGCCCUAUAGUUACAUUUGAAAAUAGUCCAGCACUAGAAAAAGUGAUGAACUCGUCUGGUUUGGACAACCUAACCGAAUUUGCAUCAUGGUAUCUCAACAGCACGGAUGUCGAGGAGGAAAAUCAGAAACUUCUGUUCGGGAUUGGCAUGGACAACUUCAUUACGCUUUUAGUUUUCGGACUCAUCUUUACGCUUGGAGUGUUGGGAAACUCCAUGGUCAUCACGGUGCUGGCACGUAGUAAACCCGGAAAACCACGGAGCACCACAAACAUAUUCAUCCUCAACCUUAGCAUCGCCGACCUGUCCUAUCUGCUUUUCUGCAUCCCUUUUCAGUCAACUAUUUACAUGAUGCCGACAUGGGUUCUGGGUGCCUUCAUCUGCAAGUUUAUUCAUUAUUUCUUCACCGUUUCCAUGCUGGUUAGUAUUUUCACCUUGUCCGCAAUGUCGGUGGACCGCUACAUUGCCAUUGUUCACUCCAGAAAGUCGUCCUACAUCCGCGUGUCAAAGCACGCUUUGAUCGGAGUGGUGGUCAUUUGGAUACUCUCUUUGGCAAUGGCGGCGCCAGUCGCGGUCAUACACAACAUAUACCAGAGAGACGAGAAUCACACCUAUUGCUGGGAAGUGUGGCCGGAUCAAAACCAAAAGAAAGUCUAUGUUGUGUGCACGUUUGUUUUUGGUUAUGUAUUGCCCCUGCUGCUGAUUUCGUUCUGUUACGCAAAGGUUUUAAAUCACCUGCACAAAAAACUCAGAAACAUGUCCAGAAAGUCAGAGGCAUCGAAAAAGAAGACUGCCCAGACGGUUCUUGUAGUGGUGGUGGUGUUCUGCCUGUCAUGGCUCCCCCACCAUGUGGUCCACCUGUGGGUGGAGUUUGGCAACUUCCCCUUGACCCAGUGGUCCUUCUUGUUCCGGGUGGCGGCCCACUGCCUAGCCUAUAGCAACUCCUCCGUCAACCCUGUCAUAUAUGCCUUCCUCUCGGAGAACUUCAGGAAGGCCUACAAGCAGGUGUUCAGGUGUCAGGUUACCAACUCCCCUCUCAACGAACUCAAGGAGUUCCGCAGCAAGGUGGACAACACACCGCCCUCCACCAACUGCACCAACGUCUGAUUGGAGGUCACCGAGUGCCAGCUCAACUACGGCCAUGACGAUUGGCUGUUUUCAAGGGUCCUCCUGAGACAUAAUGCUAUGAGGUUCCAUGUUUUGAUUUGGAAACGGUAUGAAGACAAUAUGAAGAAAAGUGGAUAUCGUUCAAGCUACAUAGGUCCACAUCAGCGCUGUACCAUCAUCAAAAUAAUGCCACGCCAGACGAUGUGCCAUACGGGAUGUGUGUAGUGAGCGUCUCUUUCUCUCUCUUUAUCUUGCUUCCUCUCUCUCGUUCUCUCUGUCAUUAUCACAGGAAGAUUGCAGUCUGACUCUCGGGAAAGCAGAGAAUGUGGACUUUGAUAUUUCACUGGCCAUCUUAUUAUACAUCAAAACUGUGAAUGUUUGGUCAUUUGCCUUCUUACAUGUGCAUGUGCAUAUUGUUGGUCCUUUGUGAUGCUGUAUUGCUGCUCUCUUCAGUAGCAAUUGAAAUGAGUGUCUGUAACAUAGCUUCACUCUACACAUUAAAGCCUGAUGUUACUGCUGUAUAUGUUACAUGGUAGCCUAUCAUGGAGUAGUUUUGAAUUGUUAAAACAUAUUAGCUAUUGCUCUAUUAGAUGUUGCCCAGAAUAUAAAAAAUGUACACAGUGUAAUUUUGUCUUUAAAGUUGAAUACUGUUUAAAGAGAAAACAUUUUUUUGCUUGAAUGUAAUGGUCAAUUCUCUUGUUGUGAGUUGCCAAUGUGUAUACAAGGGAAAUGCUGUCCGUAUAACCUAAACCUGUCUUGCCAUCUGUAAUGGACUUUGCAAUGAAUAUAAAAAACACGAGUUGGGAUUUUUAAUAACGCUAUUGUAUAAACAAUUUCAAAAAUA
Molecule: messenger RNA, 2245 nt
Organism: Oncorhynchus gorbuscha (pink salmon)
Lineage: Eukaryota; Metazoa; Chordata; Actinopteri; Salmoniformes; Salmonidae
Product: galanin receptor type 1-like
Exons: 3
Coding region: 283-1401 (372 amino acids)
Biological process (GO): positive regulation of cytosolic calcium ion concentration; negative regulation of adenylate cyclase activity; G protein-coupled receptor signaling pathway
Cellular component (GO): membrane
Molecular function (GO): galanin receptor activity
Source: RefSeq, a predicted model, not a curated record